CUGAGCGGCCCUAUCUUUUCCCCGCGGACUCCUCCUCGUCCUCCUCUUCCUCUGACGAGCAACGUCGGAAACGCAGGCUCGAAGGGGAGCAUACUCUGAACGGCGGGAGGAAGAAGCAGAAGCGCCGCCGAGGUGAGCGGUGUGUGAGUCGGCUGAUGCCAGAGAUGACGUUGCAGGACAUUCUCGCCUCUGACAUAGCAGGGAUUCGCCGCCCGCCACCGAGUGUACCGCCUCGCAUUGCUCGCCCUGCUGCGCUUGAGCCGACCGCGGAGCACAGACAUCCGUGGCUAGCCACGCCGAGGUGCAGGGGAUUGUUUGAGCUGCCGAGGCUGGCAGAGAAUUUCGGCCGUGGGCCUGGCUCGCUCAAUUUGCAAGCGCAUUCAUUGAGACAUCUGCUAGAAGACGACAGCGUCGGACCAGCACGGCAGGAUAUGCGGUUGAACAUGGUCCGGGCUAGGCCUGAGGUGUGGCAUCGAGACGCACCCCCUUCCAACCCUGCCGAAGCUGCUCCUGUCAGUCAAGUCGAUGACAGUGAACAUGAGUUCCUGCCCGACUUUAACAUGGUUUCACACUGGCAGGAUGAAGCAAGCCUCGCGAUGCCACCACCCUCCCCACGUCGAUGGCCUGUCGACAGGCCCUUGAGGCCGGCACUGCGCUAUGCUCGACCAGUGGAGCGGUUGGAGCACCUGGCCGUCGAUCUUCCCCCCGGCUGGCCAUCACCCCCUCGCCCACCCCCUCCUACCACAAGCGACGGCUUUGAUGACUUGAACGACCUUGACGACCUCGAUCCUCCGGUCCAACGCAUUAAACCAGGCUAUCAGUGGCAGGCGCGAACAGUUCCUUCCGCUUUGUUCUUCCAAGCUCCGUCGUCGCCUGCGCCACGACCCUAUCCACCAUGGCCGCCACGCUACGACCCGUUCCAAGCCCCACCCGUUGACCAGUUCGACUCUCAGUUGAGCUCAAGCCCUCUCCCAACUCCCACCCCUGCACCUCGCCCAUUAACUCGACCGCCCCAGCCCGCCUCUUCAUCGACCCAGAUCACCACGCCUCCAGCACCCCGCCAAUCUCCCCGACGCGGAUGCGUCACCACCUCGCCCCGCACGCAUAACACACCCUCAAGCCAGUUGUCGGCGUACGAGCAUGCUAAGCGACGCGCCCAAGCCCCAAUGUACCGCCAAAGGUAGCUCGAUGCAGCUCCCUUCAAGCACACCCUACGAGCCUACUAUCGUCGCAUGAUAUCUAACAAACACUAGACGCCCAGCCUCCCGCUCUAGCCUCUACAACGGCGCAAUGA
This is a messenger RNA of Cutaneotrichosporon oleaginosum, 1294 nucleotides long. RefSeq lists its product as uncharacterized. The record is from RefSeq and is a predicted model, not a curated record. NCBI's taxonomy places the organism in Eukaryota, Fungi, Basidiomycota, Tremellomycetes, Trichosporonales, Trichosporonaceae.